AUGGACUUGAGUUUGGUAGACAGAGAUGCUAUGCCAGGCCUCGGUGAAAGUCUCGGUGCAGCUGUAGUUGGCCACAGGAUGCUGUUCAACAAUAAGGCAUUUCACAUAAUGACUGCUCACUCCAUGCAUCCAACACCAUCCAAGGCAAACCGCACCACUGCAACCCCCAAGAAGACUGUUCGCUUCACUAUGAACGAGCCAGAGGUCCGUUACAUCGGCCCCGAGAUGAGCUAA
Messenger RNA from Parastagonospora nodorum SN15, 234 nucleotides. RefSeq lists its product as hypothetical. The coding region runs from base 1 to 234 and encodes 77 amino acids. The record is from RefSeq and is a predicted model, not a curated record. NCBI's taxonomy places the organism in Eukaryota, Fungi, Ascomycota, Dothideomycetes, Pleosporales, Phaeosphaeriaceae. The transcript has 3 exons.